Messenger RNA from Armigeres subalbatus, 3183 nucleotides. RefSeq names its product inhibitory POU protein (gene acj6). The record is from RefSeq and is a predicted model, not a curated record. Gene Ontology annotation, molecular function: DNA-binding transcription factor activity, RNA polymerase II-specific; RNA polymerase II cis-regulatory region sequence-specific DNA binding. NCBI's taxonomy places the organism in Eukaryota, Metazoa, Arthropoda, Insecta, Diptera, Culicidae. The transcript has 8 exons. Gene Ontology annotation, biological process: regulation of transcription by RNA polymerase II. Bases 826 to 1953 code for a protein of 375 amino acids.
UGCAUGCUACCUGAGCGUAUUUUUAGCAUGUUAUGUUGUGUUUUGUUGCCUUAUGGGGAAUUUUGUGUUCAGUUGCAACAUUCGUGUUACCGCGAUUAGACAUUUAUUGAAAAGUUUUACAAUCAGUACGUACGUAUAUGUACAUGUGCUUUAGAUGACAUUUUCGCUGCGCCAAUUUGGAACCGUAUACGGAUAUCGGAUGCGUUGAAAAGUCUGCACUAUGGAUUUAAAAAUACGCUUCGAAAAUCAUUGUUAUUUUUUGAGUGAUAAUUAAUGAAGGAUUAACAGCAAGUGUAUUUAACCGUUAUUCAAAGUGGUGUGAAUAAUCAAUAUUUCUAUUUCAAUAGAAAAGGACAAGAUAUUAGUGAUAUAAAACUCAUCACUACAAGUGCUGAAGCUCAUCACUACAAGAAGCUGAUAGUCGAAUUGCACAAUCACAAUCAUCGAACUUCAUAUAAUCGAACAAUUUCAUCGGUUGACAACACAAAAACAACGGUUGAGAAAAUCCAAUACGAAAAUAGAAGUUGGCCAUUGUGGAAAAUGAUAUAUAAAGAGUGACACUUACACCGGAGUGGAUGAUAUGACAGGGAGAAGAAAAAAAAGUCAAUUAAAUCGUGAAAGUGUCAAACUACUGCAUAAAAGUUAGAGUGAUUCCCAAGACAAAAAGUUUCACGCUACUGACAUUGACGUCGAGAAGUGAAGCGAAGUGUCAGUGAUUGGUUUCUGGGCAAAUAUUGCCAAUAUAAGCAAUUCAAAAUUUACUCACCCACGCAUUUUGACGCCGCUAAGGCGUUGAAGUUAGAAGACGAGUUUGCUGGCGGUUGCAUGACUAUGUCUAUGUAUCCGUCAGCAGAUAAAAUGAAAAUGAGCACCCCCACUUGUUUUCCCAGUCGAUACAGUCCUACCUAUCGAGGACCAGAUCAGAUGCGACGAUGCAUGACCAAUCCUUCGAGUCGAUUUCUAGAAGAUGCAUCAAUAAUGUGCAAUUCGUGGUCUCCUAGGCACAAUGGCGAUAUCUUCUCCGGGUUGAACGACGGUAUCCUUAGUAGAGCCGAAGCUCUGGCUGCAGUGGAUAUUGGAAAGCACCAGAGCAGUCACCCACACUCGCAAAUGACAUCGCAACUGAAGCAUGACGUUAUGUACCACCACAGCAUGAGUGCUCCACCACAAAGACCGCUACAGAACAAACCGUUUUCUUUCCAGAUGCACCACACCAUGGACAGCAUUGAUAUGCUGGAUCCAUCAGGCUCAAUGACAACCUUGACACCAAUGUCCGACGCACCCAUAACUUCCACACAUCACCAACUACACGGGUCGUAUCAUAGUAUGAACCACAUGAUGGGACAUCACCAUAGCGGUCCACUCGGAGGUCAUACGCCGGAUGGAUUCCUAGGAGCGCAUCAUCCCGCCAUGGCAGUAGCUGUAGCGACGGCUGGCUUACAUCCUGAUACGGACACUGAUCCACGUGAACUCGAAGCAUUUGCGGAGCGAUUUAAACAAAGAAGGAUAAAAUUAGAAGGUGUAACACAAGCCGACGUGGGGAAAGCACUGGCGAACCUAAAGCUGCCUGGCGUUGGAGCACUGUCGCAAAGCACGAUAUGCCGCUUCGAAAGUCUAACCCUGUCACACAAUAAUAUGAUCGCGCUCAAACCAAUACUGCAAGCGUGGCUGGAGGAAGCAGAAGCACAAGCAAAAAACAAGCGAAGGGAUCCAGAUGCCCCCAGUGUCCUGCCGGCCGGAGAGAAGAAAAGCCUUUUUUCAAGAAAAAGGACUUCCAUUGCUGCACCGGAGAAGCGUUCCCUCGAGGCCUACUUUGCCGUCCAACCGCGUCCAUCGGGCGAGAAAAUUGCUGCAAUAGCGGAAAAGCUCGACCUCAAGAAGAACGUCGUGCGUGUAUGGUUCUGCAACCAGCGACAAAAGCAAAAGCGUAUGAAGUUCGCAGCCCAGCACUGACCACCGCACCAGAGUUCUCAGUUUAGUGGCUUAGUGAAUAGUGUAGCAUCUUUAGGAAGCAAUGGAGGUGUGACGGGGUUCGGUUAUUAAUUGAUGCAAAACAUUUCACUCAUAUGAUGAUAGCAAGGGAACCAAUAAAUUAAAAUUAGGCGCCUAAUAACAAUAUUUGUACAUUGAAUCUAUGAAUACAAAUUGAAGGUUUAGAAUUAAGUAGAUGCUAGUGAUACUAUUAAAGCAAAUGAAAUACGAAAUUGUGAUUUCGGACUUGAAAGCUUGAGUACUAACAAAAAGUGAGAGAACUGUGUACAGUUUGAUAAUUCUAUACUUCGAACUCUUAACCAGCGGUCCGGCAAAAAGAACUGAUCAAUUCAAAUAUGUGCAAUUUAUCAUUAAGUUUACCGGGAAGAAACAUCAAAUAAAUAGGAUUUUGAUGCCAAAAUCUUUCUAUUUCUAUGUAGGGGAGAAAUAAGUUAAUUUCUUGUAAAUAUCAAAUACAUUAUGCAAUGCAGGAACAAAUAAGCAUCGGUAAAACAUCGAAGUGAUAUAGGUGCUUUAGGCGAUUAUAUAGUCUUCUCGGACUGCCAAUUGAAAGCUCUCGUCAAACUAUUGUCACAAACGAACAAGCGUGAUUUUUGUUCAAUUAUAAUCAACCGAGGUGAUCGUUACAGAGUUACUAGCAAUUUAAAUUGAUCAAGGCGGAGCUUACAACGAUCAUGUUUGUUUGGAUGUGCUUCUAGUAUUGAGAUUUGAAAAUCUUAUCGAGGUAAUUUCGAGCGUACUUUUCACUACACAAUUGUUUGGUCAAUGAAAUAGCUACAGAUAUUCUUAUAUUAGGAUGGGAACGGUAGACAUUUUUUAUGUCAUUUGAAGCAGUCAAAUAAAAACAAAACUCUGGCAGAAGCGGGAGCAGGUGUAAUGCAGGUACAGAAAAACUGUUGGAAAAAUUUAAGACAUUUUUUUGGCGAACUGGCUUGUUCGGUGCAAGGAAUUUGACCGGAUCAAUGAAUGUUCAUUAAAUAACACUUUUAUUUAUUUAAUCAUAUUAGCUUAGCUUUUAACUUAACUUAGCUUCAGCUUUGACUCAUUAUUUAUUUAAUCAUCUUUAGUAAUAACUGUACAAGCUGGUUAAAACUUAAAUAUAUGACACAGUGGCGUAGCCACGGGGGUGGUUUUGGACAUAACCCCCCCCCCCCCAGAGACAAAAUUUUCAGAAGAAAUUUUUUUUUUCGA